Messenger RNA from Fukomys damarensis (Damara mole-rat), 3558 nucleotides. It is a transcript of the gene Tab2, whose product is annotated as TGF-beta activated kinase 1 (MAP3K7) binding protein 2. The transcript is spliced from 8 exons. Gene Ontology annotation, molecular function: ubiquitin binding; K63-linked polyubiquitin modification-dependent protein binding. Bases 321 to 2402 code for a protein of 693 amino acids. The record is from RefSeq and is a predicted model, not a curated record. Gene Ontology annotation, biological process: positive regulation of protein kinase activity. NCBI's taxonomy places the organism in Eukaryota, Metazoa, Chordata, Mammalia, Rodentia, Bathyergidae.
GCUCCAGACCCAGUUCCUGGACCUGCCCUGGAAAAGAAGUAUCCAGUAGAGAUGAGCUCACUGCAGUUACUUAAUUAAAAAUUUGUAAGCUGCAAAAAUGGCAAAGGGCCAGCCAAGAACAGCUACAAUUUGAAUUUUUCUAUUUCCAGAGGAACAAUCAUUUUAUAUCUCAACCACAGAAAAUAUGUUGGCUGUGUACUAUGAAAAAUAAUUUUCCAGAAGCUUAUUGAGAAAAUGCUUGGACAGAAGAGAUGAGUACUAAUUCCACUAAGGCCUAGAAUUGCCUACUGUACAAAUAGUCCUGAUCAGGCAAUAUACGAAUGGCCCAAGGAAGCCACCAAAUUGAUUUUCAGGUUUUACGUGACCUGCGACAAAAAUUCCCUGAAGUACCUGAAGUUGUUGUAUCCAGGUGCAUGUUACAGAAUAAUAAUAACCUGGAUGCCUGCUGUGCUGUUCUCUCUCAGGAGAGUACAAGGUAUCUUUAUGGUGAAGGAGACUUGAAUUUUUCGGAUGAUUCUGGAAUUUCUGGUCUACGCAAUCACAUGACUUCUCUCAACUUGGACUUGCAAUCAGAGAAUGUGUACCACCAUGGAAGAGAAGGAAAUAGAAUGAAUGGAAGUAGGACUCUAACGCACAGCAUUAGUGAUGGACAACUUCAAGGUGGUCAGUCUAAUAAUGAACUAUUUCAGCAGGAGCCACAAACAGCACCAGCUCAAGUUCCUCAAGGCUUUAAUGUUUUUGGAAUCUCCAGUACAUCUGGUGCUUCAAAUUCAGUACCACAUCUUGGAUUUCACUUAGGCAGCAAAGGAACAUCUAACCUUUCUCAGCAAACUCCCAGAUUUAAUCCCAUUAUGGUAACCUUAGCCCCAAAUAUCCAGACUGGUCGUAAUACUCCUACAUCUUUGCACAUACAUGGUGUGCCUCCACCUGUACUUAACAGUCCACAGGGAAAUUCUAUCUACAUUAGGCCUUACAUUACAACUCCUAGUGGUACAACUCGACAGACACAGCAGCACUCUGGCUGGGUGUCUCAGUUUAAUCCCAUGAACCCUCAACAAGUUUAUCAGCCUUCACAGCCUGGUCCCUGGACUACUUAUCCUGCAUCUAAUCCUCUGCCACAUACCUCAACCCAACAGCCAAGUCAGCAAGGCCACCAGACCUCUCAUGUCUACAUGCCCAUCAGUUCACCUACUACUCCACAACCACCAACAAUUCAUUCAUCUGGUAGCUCACAAUCUUCUGCCCAUAGCCAAUAUAAUAUUCAGAAUAUUUCAACAGGACCUCGAAAAAACCAGAUUGAAAUCAAACUUGAACCACCACAAAGAAACAGUUCUUCAAAAUUGCGUUCUUCUGGACCUCGAACAUCCAGCUCUUCCUCCUCAGUCAACAGCCAGGCCUUAAAUAGAAAUCAGCCCACUGUUUACAUAGCUGCCAGUCCCCCGAAUACUGAUGAGACGAUCUCCCGUAGUCAACCUAAAGUUUAUAUUUCAGCUAAUGCUACUACAGGAGAUGAACCAGGCAUACGGAAUCAGCCCACAGUCUUCAUAUCCACAAACUCUGGGGCAUCUGCUGCCUCCAGGAAUAAGUCUGGGCAAGUGAGCAUGGGUCCUACCUUUAUUCAUCACCACCCUCCCAAAAGUCGAGCAAUAGGCAAUAACUCUGCAACUUCUCCUCGAGUGGUGGUCACUCAACCCAAUACAAAAUAUACUUUCAAAAUUACAGUUUCUCCCAAUAAACCCCCUGCUGUUUCACCAGGGGUUGUUUCCCCUACCUUUGAACUUACAAAUCUUCUGAAUCAUCCUGACCAUUAUGUAGAAACAGAAAAUAUUCAGCACCUCACGGACCCUACAUUAGCACAUGUGGAUAGAAUAAGUGAAGCCCGGAAAUUGAGCAUGGGAUCUGAUGAUGCUGCCUACACACAAGCUCUGUUGGUACACCAGAAGGCCAGAAUGGAACGACUUCAAAGAGAACUUGAGAUUCAAAAGAAAAAGCUGGACAAAUUAAAAUCUGAGGUCAAUGAAAUGGAAAAUAAUUUAACUCGAAGGCGCCUGAAAAGAUCAAAUUCCAUAUCCCAAAUACCUUCACUUGAAGAAAUGCAGCAGUUGAGAAGUUGUAAUAGACAACUCCAGAUUGACAUUGACUGCUUAACCAAAGAAAUUGAUCUUUUUCAAGCCCGAGGACCACAUUUUAAUCCCAGCGCUAUUCAUAACUUUUAUGACAAUAUUGGAUUUGUAGGUCCUGUGCCACCAAAACCCAAAGAUCAAAGGUCCACCAUCAAAACACCAAAGAUUCAAGACACAGAAGAUGAUGAGGGGGCUCAGUGGAAUUGCACUGCUUGUACUUUUUUGAACCAUCCAGCCUUAAUCCGCUGUGAACAGUGUGAGAUGCCACGGCAUUUCUGAGCCAGAAAGCCCUAUGUCUUCUCUGAAACCAUGUCUAAAGUUCAAGAAACCAAUCUGUCAUCGGGGAAAAGUUUCACUGCUACAUAGGAUUUUGUCAGAUUGAAGGUGUGACAAGACGGUGUUGUGCUAAUGUUAAAUGUCAGCCCACAGAGCUAAUAAUACCUCAGUAUAAUGUCAUCGGCAGUUGAAAUUCAUCACAUGAAAGGUAAUCUGCUAAAAGACUUGGUUGCCUGCUGCCUAACCAUGUACAGUGUUACCAGUAUCCCGUUAUGGAUAAUUCUCACUAUGUUAAUGCCUAGGUGUUCCCAGUACUUUUUUCCCCUCCUGUCACUACUGAAUUUUGACAGGAUGAAAAAAUAGAACAGUAGCUUUUUUUUAAAAAAAAAAAGCUUUCAGUGAAACACUACAUACAUGAAGAGAAGGAACAAGGUUUAACUAUUUAAAAACUGCUUGCCUCUACAAAGUGCCAAUGAAUAGGGGAAGAGCUUCACAAAUCUGUGGUACUCUUGGCCUUGUCUUUGUCUUCCCUGAAAACGUCUCUGUGAAGCCAGCAUCUAGGAUCUGAAGGUGAAAGGAGAGCAGCAUGCAUUGUUUGUACAAACAUGCAGUGAAAUACCCCAAAGCUUUUCCUACUGUACAGAUCUCUCAAGUCUGCUUUAAGUGAUUUCUUUUAUUAUUUUCUUAUAUUUCUGUAUGUAUAGUGUAAUAGCCUUUUGUUAACUAAUUUUCUUUUUUCUUUUUAGUGAUUAAGCACGAUCAUGUCCCUUUUUAAGCCUUACCUGAAAGAAGCAAUGCCAUAAAAAUAAAAAAAGCAUUAAUGAAAUGAAACUAUGCACAAAAAUAACUUUCCUCUACUUAUUUUGUACUUUGCCCUCAUGGGUGCCAAUGUUCUGUGAAGAUACACAAAUGCUGCACAGUGAAUUGCAGGAAAUUGUAUGAGAAUUAUGUGGGUAGAUCACACUAUGUAUUGAUUUGAGCAGUGGGUGACACAAGAGUGUCCUGUAUUCCAUAGGGAAGCUUAAAAGAUAUUUUAACCCACUGACAGGGCUUGCUUCAUCUGCUUGGUGUCCCACAGAAUUUUCAUGAAAGAUUAUUUUUGGGAAAGUACAAUUUCAAAACCAGCAACAUCAGCAGUACCGACAGCCCUUUUUUUUUU